This is a messenger RNA of Psylliodes chrysocephalus, 4745 nucleotides long. NCBI's taxonomy places the organism in Eukaryota, Metazoa, Arthropoda, Insecta, Coleoptera, Chrysomelidae. The record is from the annotation of a GenBank genome assembly.
CCUAAUGUCAGAAUAAUCCAACUUUAACGAUUUGAUAUCGAAUCGACUACUCGUUAAACGGAAUUGCUUUUAUGGAGUUUGAUAUCAAAUUCGAGUCGAAUCGUGAAACGGAAUCCCACCCCAGACCUAAUGUAAUCGCUCUACGAUGGAUGGGUUGUCACUUGGCGUUCGCGACGUUGUUGUUCGCAAUUUAUCUCUCGUAAUAAAUCGCUCGCAAGCAUAGUCUACUUAAUACGCACCGAAAGUAUGAAAAUAAUUAAAAAGUAAAUAAGCAACUAUAUGCAUUUUGGAGAUGCUACAAAGUAACAAUUUACUUUAUUUGUUGUAGAUAACAUUUAAUUUGAUUAAAAAUGAUAAAUGUUGAAAACUUCAAAUACUUUUGUCAUAUAGAUAACUAUAUAAUAAUAAUAUUAAUACCAGUAUAAAAUCAAUAGCAGUGCCGAUGUUAAUAUGUAUGUAUAGCAAACACGAUCUUGAAGUUUUAUAAAUCCUUUAAUUAAAUUUAAUAGUAGAUAGGUACUUAAUUAAAUACAUCCACAGUAUAUAUUUUUGUAAUUUUGCAACAAGUAUUUAAACUGAAUUAAACAAUGGAUUCAUCGAAAAAACACGUCAAGCCUUCUCCUGAGGAACACGCUAAUAUAUUUUCGAAACUUUUUUAUUGGUGGUUCCUACCAUUUUUUAAUUUUGGAUACAAAAACGACGUGCAAUUUAAAGAUAUCUAUAACGUUUCCCAGAAUGAUCUUUCACAAGUAUGGGGCGAUAAGUUACAAAAGAACUGGGAAGUAGAAUUGUUGAAAAAACAUCCUAGCCUGAAAAGGGCUAUAUCAAACACGUUCUUGAAACAAUAUUUGUGCCCUGGUAUAGGACUAUGUAUUCAGUAUAAUGUCAUUAAGAUGGUGCUUCCCGUAGCAUUAGCCCGAUAUAUCAACUAUUUUGACAAAGGGAAAAGUGAACAGGUUGGAUGGUUUUGGGCGACUGUAGUUGUUUCACUGGUCUUUAUUAUGGUGAUAAUUAACCACAGUUCGGUUUUGUACACUCAGAGGAUCUGCAUGAGAGCUCGAAUAGCAGUGUGUUCUGUAAUCUACAGAAAACUGUUGAAACUGAACCACUCUUCUCUAGGGCAAACAGCUGCCGGUAAACUGGUAAAUUUAUUAUCCAAUGAUGUCCAGCGAUUUGAUAUGGCGUCUUACUAUUUACAUUUUAUAUGGUUUCUGCCCUUCAAUGCUGUUAUUUCAUUUUACGUGAUUUACUGUAACGUUGGGCUUUAUGCUACUGCAGCAGGAAUGACCACUGUUUUAGGAUUCGUACCCAUUCUAAUUUAUAUGACCACGCUACAAGGAAAAUUGCGAUAUCAAAUUGCAAUUAGGACAGACAAACGUAUAAAACUAAUGAAUGAAGUAACUUCAGGUAUUCAAGUCAUAAAAAUGUACGCCUGGGAGAAGCCUUUUGAAAAGAUGGUCGAGUUCUGUAGAAAAUCAGAAGUGAGUUUUAUUGCAAAAACUUCUUACGUAAAUGGUGUUCUAUCUGCUAUGGGCGCGUUUAUAGAGAAGUUGAGUCUUUACGUAACUGUAGUAACAUUUGCAUUGGCCGGAAACCCAAUAUUUGGAGAUAUGGUGUUUUCCAUGGCUCAACUAUUUAAUACGUUCACAUACGUCAUGUGUAUUCACUUUCCGAAAGGAUUAACAUUUUAUAACGAAGCUAAAGUUUCGAUUGGAAGGAUCGAAAAAUUUCUUUUACUCGAUGAAACCGAAAUGCAAAGUAUAACCAACUCUACCACAAAUUCAAAAGAACCUAAUAUCGAUCAUAUUACACGUUUAGAUGAAACUAAUUAUGAGGAAGGACUUAAAAAAGACACUGGAGACAUCGAAUUACACCACGUAACAGCUAGUUGGAUGCCGAAUUCAAUCGCACCAACUUUAGUAAAUGUCAACUUACAUGUCCAAUCGGGCACAUUAUGUUGCGUAGUUGGCAACGUAGGAGCUGGAAAGAGUAGCCUUUUGCAAUUGUUGCUCAAAAGAAUUACGGUAACGUCUGGAAAGAUGAGCGUGAAUGGAACGAUCGCUUACGCGUCCCAAGAACCUUGGUUAUUUGUGUCCAAUGUGAGGGAUAAUAUUCUGUUUGGGAAGCCUUAUAAUAGAUACAAGUAUCGUCAAAUCGUUAGGGUAUGUUCCCUAGAAAAAGAUUUUAAGCAAUUCCCAUUUGGCGACAAAUCAUUGGUAAGUGAAAGAGGAACAUCUCUAAGUGGGGGACAAAGGGCAAGAGUCAAUCUAGCUAGAGCCGUUUAUAGCGAAGCUGAUAUUUAUCUAUUGGAUGAUCCACUGUCCGCUGUAGAUACCAAAGUCGCUAAGCGUUUGUUUGAUGUAUGCAUAAAGGACUAUUUGAGCGGCAAAACGAGAAUUUUGGUCACCCAUCAGUUGCAGUUCAUAAAGGACGCUGAUCUCAUUGUAAUAAUUAAUAAUGGAAAAAUCGCAAAAGUAGGCAACUUUAAUGACAUGACGGAAAAAGAUCUGAAAUUAAUUCAACAACAAGCAGAAAAAGAAGAAAAACAUGAAAAAAAUAAGAAAAUGGAAAUAGCUCCCAGUGAUAAUCUUACCCUCCAGUCGGUGAAUUCUCUUGUAUCCGUAGCUGGAGACGAGCCAGAAGAAACCGAUGAAUUGAUAGAAAAAGGCAACAUUUCUUCUGAUACGUAUAUCGAUUAUUGGAGAGCCGGUGGUAGCAUUUUAUUCCUACUAAUAACUAUUUCUAUAUUCAUUUCAGCUCAAGUAGUUAUAAACUCUGCAGAUCUGUGGAUGACUUAUUGGGUCAACAAUGAAGUAAAACUAUCCCAAUCGAAUAGCAACGGGACAAACAGUCCAAUACUAGGCAAAAAUGCUUCUGAUACUGAGUUACCAUCUAACCUACCACUACCAGAAACCUCAGCAGCAACAUUACAUGAAAUAUCUACUACAAAAAUUGCAAUGAACUUGCUGAAUAGCACUAUUAAUCAUUCCACUAUGUUUGGAAAAUCGAUAGAUGAAAUAAAGCCGAGAGAAUAUUAUAUUCAUAUGUACACAGCAUUUGUCGUUAGUUCGGUCAUUUUGAUGACGAUAAGAUCGUUCUUGUUUUACUACAUCUGUAUGACGGCUUCGAAGGUUCUGCAUAGCCGCUUAUUCAACAACGUUCUUCAAGCUCCGAUGAGAUUCUUCGAUACCAAUUCUUCAGGUAGAAUAUUAAACAGGUUCUCAAAAGAUAUAGGAGCUAUAGAUGAAAUUUUACCUCGUGCUCAAUUCGAUACUGCCCGAAUUUUCCUCAUUGUGUUUGGUGUGUUAACUACGGUCUUCAUAGUUACCCCUUGGAUGAUGGUUCCAACAAUUGUACUUGGUUCCAUAUUCUACUGGUUUACAAUCAUAUAUUUGAAAUGUUCCCAAGCCAUCAAGAGAUUGGAAGGAACAAGUAAGGCUCCAAUGUUUUCCCACGUUUCUGCCACUUUGAAUGGUAUGUCAACCAUAAGAUCUGCAAGUGCAGAACAAAUACUCAUUAGAGAAUUCGACGUUCUGCAAGAUCAACAUACGAGCACAUGGUUUUUGUUCAUUGCUAGCAGUACCGCUUUUGGUUUUUAUUUUGAUGUAAUCAGUACAAUCUUCCUUGCACUAGUUACUUAUCAAUUCCUUAUAUUCGAAGAUGAAAACACCCUUAGCGGCCAUGUCGGCUUGGUCAUUUCUCAAAUUCUCAUCUUGACAGGUUUAGUGCAAUACGGAGUUAGGCAGGGCACUGACGUUGCCAGUAACAUGGUUAGUGUUGAAAGAGUGAUGCAGUACACGAAAUUAGAGAAAGAGCAUCCGUUAGAAACAGGACAGAAACCUCCACGAGAAUGGCCAAGCAAAGGAAAAAUUCAUUUCAAAAACACUUAUCUCAGUUAUGCUCCAGAAUUGUCUCCAGUAUUGAAAGACCUGAAUAUCGAAAUUGGUUCAGCAGAAAAGAUUGGGAUAGUUGGAAGAACAGGCGCUGGAAAAUCAACGCUAAUCAAUUCGUUGUUUAGACUGGCGCCUAUAGAUGGUUCUAUCUCCAUUGACGAUUUCAAUACUGCGCUGUUGGGUUUGCGCGAUUUGAGAUCGAAUAUUUCGAUUAUACCACAGGAACCAGUUUUAUUCUCGGCUUUAUUACGAUACAAUCUGGAUCCGUUCGAGAAGCACAACGAUAGCGUAUUAUGGGAGGCGUUGGAACACGUUGAACUUAAAGAAGCACUUCCUGAUCUCAAUAUGACCAUCAGUGAAGGCGGCUUAAAUUUGAGCGCUGGACAGAGACAGUUAAUUUGUCUUGCAAGAGCCAUAGUGAAAAACAAUAAAAUUCUGGUUAUGGAUGAAGCUACUGCCAAUGUGGAUCCACAGACAGACUCCCUAAUCCAAAGAACAAUUCGUGAGAGAUUCAAAGACUGCACCGUACUUACCGUCGCUCAUCGACUCAACACCAUUAUGGAUAAUGAUCGAGUUUUAGUUAUGGACGCCGGUCAAGUUAUGGAAUUCGAUCACCCCUAUUACUUAUUACAAAAUUCCGAAAGUUUCUUAUCCAAGAUGGUCAACGAAACUGGACCGGAAAUGGCUUACAAAUUAAAACAAAUAGCUAAAAAUUCUUACCUUUACAAGAAUAAAAUAUCCUCCGAAGAUGGCACUUUCGGACACAGGGAUUAAUAUACCUAAAUAAUUGUUAUUUUAUUAUAUUUUUGGUUAUUUGUUAUAUUUAAAAUAUAAAUCAUCAAAAUAAAGAAU